AUGAUGGACAGCGACGAUGCCCAAGGUCCUUCCUCGGAUCCUGAGUCUUCACACGCGUUCAGUGAGGUACAGACAAUGAGGGUGACCAUUUGCCUCAAAGAUAGAGGCCAGGCCAAGGCCAGCGGCCCCACUGAGCCAGGAGACCCACCCAAGCACUGGAGUGGCCAGCCCAGGGAAAGUUUCAUCCCAAUGCCCUCUGUGCUGACCUCUUCUCCCCAGGGGCUCACCUCCACCUCCAGCACGGAAAGGCAGGUCCCCUCCAGAGAGGUAGAAAGUGUUUCCUCUAAGAAAAAGCGAAGUGUAGAUCCGGGCAAGGGAGGGAGCGAGCCGAGGCACCCAGGAGCAGCCGCUGCUACUGAGGCACGCGGCACACCCAGGGCCAGUCCCCGAAAGAAGGCGGCCCAGAAGAAAAAGGCCCUGUGGGAAACACCAUCAGUUACCCUGGGUAGAACUUUCCAGCAGUGGGGACAGAGACUCAAGUCAGCUGCAGCAGAACCAGCCACUUUCCCCCCAAUCUCAGGUGUUGGGCUGCCUAAGAGGGCCAAGAAAUGCUCAUUGCUGCCUUUGGGACCCAAACAGUUCAAGAACUGCUACCCUGGGAAGAGAGCCGUGGCGAAGAAGAGCAAGGAGCUCCAGCCCGCGGCCAAAGAGGAGAGGGACGCAGCCCGAGGUGCCAGCGCGCAGGCCCAGCUUUCAACACACGGGGCAGAGCCGCCCGGCCUAUGCAUGCAUGAGAGAGAAUUCGGCGGUGCGGAUCCCAACAGCAAAGCACCCCAGGAUCCAGGAAAGUCCCCGGCCUUGGCCCUGAGCCAGAGAGGCAUCAUAAUCAGAGUCUCUGCACCUUCUGGUGACCAAGAACCGCCUCUGCCACUUGAUCUGGACAUGGAGCCGUCCCCAGGAGUCGAGGGCUGUUCCCGGUGCCAAGAGUUGCAGAAGGAAAUAGAAGGCCUCCAGAGACGACUAGCGGCCAUGCAUGCUCUCAGGGAAAAGUUGCAGAUCCCCUGA
Molecule: messenger RNA, 1005 nt
Organism: Jaculus jaculus (lesser Egyptian jerboa)
Lineage: Eukaryota; Metazoa; Chordata; Mammalia; Rodentia; Dipodidae
Exons: 1
Coding region: 1-1005 (334 amino acids)
Source: RefSeq, a predicted model, not a curated record